CCAAAGUGUUUUCUCCUACAAAUGCACAUUAUCUUUUCUUAAUUAGCACUUGUAAAGCUAUUUGGUUUUGGAAUAUAAGUAUCUGCCAAAAUGUCUUUGUUUGGUAAGGUGGAGGCUGAUGUAGAAAUCAAGGCUCCAGCUGAAAAAUUUCACGAGAUCUUCAGCUGUAGGCCACACCACAUAUCCAAUGUAUCCCCUGGCGUAAUACAGGGAUGUGCUUUACAUGAAGGUGACUGGGGCAAUGAGGGCUCUGUCAUCAACUGGGAUUACGUCCAUGAUGGGAAAGCUAAAGUUGCUAAGGAGAUAAUCGAAGCAAUAGAUAAGAAAAACAACUCUGUCACUUUCAAAGUUAUUGAAGGAGAUCUCAUGGAGGAGUACAAGAACAUCAAAAUCACUAUUCAAGCUACUCCAAAGGGUGAAGGCAGCUUGGUGCAUUGGACUAUUGAAUAUGAAAAGCUGCAUGAGAAUAUUGUAGAACCAAAUACAUUGCUUCAGCUUGCACUUGAUCUCAGCAAAGACCUUGAUGCUCACCUUGUCCAGGCAUAGAGACAAAAUGGUUAUGUUUUCUCCUAGUAUUGACUACAACAAUAAAACAGUGUACGAGACUUUGUUCUCCUAAUUAUGAAUUAUGUAUGUCAAUUUUAAUCUUGUGUGGGCUAACUGGAGCCACUUGUUGCAAAAAUCCAUGUACUCUUAUGGUAACCUAUAUAUUUUAAUAAAUGUGGGGCUUUUGUUUUAUGAA
Quercus robur (English oak) is the source of this 742-nucleotide messenger RNA. Its product is annotated as MLP-like protein 28. Bases 91 to 546 code for a protein of 151 amino acids. The transcript is spliced from 2 exons. Lineage: Eukaryota; Viridiplantae; Streptophyta; Magnoliopsida; Fagales; Fagaceae. The record is from RefSeq and is a predicted model, not a curated record. Gene Ontology annotation, biological process: defense response.